Molecule: messenger RNA, 561 nt
Organism: Arvicola amphibius (Eurasian water vole)
Lineage: Eukaryota; Metazoa; Chordata; Mammalia; Rodentia; Cricetidae
Product: proton-transporting V-type ATPase complex assembly regulator TMEM9-like
Exons: 1
Coding region: 1-561 (186 amino acids)
Cellular component (GO): lysosomal membrane
Source: RefSeq, a predicted model, not a curated record
AUGAAGCUGCUGUGUCUGGUGGCUGCGGUGGGGUGCUUAUUGGUGCCCCCAGCUCAAGCCAACAAGGUGAGGGAGAGCUCUGAAGAUAUCCGAUGCAAAUGUAUCUGUCCACCGUAUAGAAACAUCAGUGGGCACAUUUACAACCAGAAUGUGUCUCAGAAGGACUGCAGCUGCCUGCAUGUGGUGGAGCCCAUGCCCAUGCCUGGCCACAAUGUGGACGCCCACUGCCUGCUCUGCGAGUGCAGGUACGAGGAAGGGAGCACCACCACCAUCAAGGUCAUCGUGGUCGUCUGCCUGUCUGUGGUGGGGGUGCUCUUACUCUGCAGGGCCUUCCUGAUGCUAGUGGACCCCUUGAUUCGAAAGCCAGACGCUUACACUGAGCAGCUGCACAAUGAAGAGGAAAAUGAGGAUGCACGUUCCAUGGCAGCAGCAGCUGCAUCCAUUGGAGGACCCCGAGCAAACACUGUCCUGGAGCGAGUAGAAGGCGCUCAGCAGCAAUGGAAGCUGCAGGUGCAGGAGCAGAGGAAGACAGUCUUCGACAAGAACAAGAUGCUCAGUUAG